This is a messenger RNA of Planococcus citri (citrus mealybug), 909 nucleotides long. RefSeq lists its product as uncharacterized. NCBI's taxonomy places the organism in Eukaryota, Metazoa, Arthropoda, Insecta, Hemiptera, Pseudococcidae. The transcript has 2 exons. Gene Ontology annotation, molecular function: structural molecule activity. The record is from RefSeq and is a predicted model, not a curated record. Bases 205 to 666 code for a protein of 153 amino acids.
UGAGCGAAAUGAAACUUAUUCUGAUAAGUGCUACGCAUAAAAUGGAUCGUCGUGCAGCAUUCGAGCGUCGAUUGUUCGUAUAUGUCGUUCAUUUUGUUCGGAGUCAGGUGUCAAUUUAUAGCAUUUUCAUUUUCCUAGAGAGGAUUCAAUUAUUAGUUCUUUCGUGAUUCGUGUUGCGAUUUCGUAGUCAGUCAUUCAUUCAUCAUGCCAACCUUACCAGGUUAUCAUUAUUUGGGCCCUGGUAAUAAUCCGCAUAAUGGAAUACCGGUCAACAACGCUGACGCGAUUGCACUCAUUCAUGACCGCGCUUAUGACCGAGCUCGUUCUCCAUCAGAUAUAAGAUACGCGGAUCUUUCCGCUAUUUCUCUGUUUGCUUACGAUUUUCUCCAUAAUCCGACGUUCGGCGCAGCCCUCGGUGCUGCUUUCUUAUAUAUUAAAUACACCGUUGAAUCAGUAACUGGUAUUUGGUAUCCGUCCUUGUCAGAUCGUCGUCCUACAACUGGAAAGAGCGAUCGCUGUGGCACAUCUUUCUCUGAACAAGGACAAGAGCAGAAUGCAUUUUGUGGAGAUAACAUCGGCGGACUUCCAGUUUCUUCAUUCGAAGAAUCUCCCUCUAGUGACCAACGAGCAAAAACUUCGGAUUCCUUCCACAAUUCCGGUAAUUAAUUAUGCUUAACUGGACUGCCUUGCAUAGCUGAUGUUGGACUAAAUCCUUCCAUAAAACGACGAAUUCUAGAAGUUUUCCUCAGGAAGUCCUUUCCCGAACACGAUAAUAUAAACAUCAGCCGAAAGCAUGCAUAGGUACUUAAUAUUACUAAAAACCAUUAUAAUUAACACAACUCUCUGUUCUCUGUUUUGCUACCGAAGUUCUUAUAAAUUAAGAAAAUAAACUCAAUCGAUGGUUCUCAA